CCCCGCCCCCCCGCCGCGGAUAAAGGGCCGGAGCUGCAGUCCAGCUGCCGGAGCGGCGAGCGCGAUGGCGGCGGUGCUUGGCUACUGGGACAUCCGCGGGCUUGCCCAUGCCAUCAGGCUGCUGCUUGAAUAUACUGGCACGGUGUAUGAAGACAAGCUGUACAGUUGUGGGGAAGCUCCCGACUAUGAUAAAAGCCAGUGGAUCAACGAGAAGGAGAAGCUGGGACUGGACUUCCCAAAUCUGCCGUACCUCAUCGAUGGCAAGACCAAGCUGACCCAGAGCAACGCUAUCCUCCGCUACAUUGCCCGCAAGCAUGACAUGUGUGGUGAGACGGAGGAAGAGAAGGUGAGGGUGGACAUGCUGGAGAACCAAGUCAUGGACUUUCGUAUGAGCCUUGUGAUGGUCUGCUACAAUCCUGACUUUGAGAAACUGAAGCCUGGGUACUUAGAGCAGCUGCCUGGGAAACUGAAGCUGUUCUCCCAGUUCCUGGGUGACAAGAAGUGGUUUGCUGGGGAGAAGAUCACCUUUGUGGACUUCCUUAUGUAUGAUGUUCUGGACCAAAACCGCAUGUUUGAGCCCAAGUGUCUGGAUCAGCUUAAGAACCUGAAGGACUUUCUUGAUCGCUUUGAGGCCUUGGAGAAGAUUGCAGCCUACAUGCGCUCUGACCGCUUCAUGAAGACUCCCAUCAACAACAAGAUGGCCAAAUGGGGCAACAAGAAGGAAUAGUUGUGUGGAGGAGGAAGAACAAGAGGGUCUCUCUUGUUCUCUCAACUGAUUCCCUCCCACUUGUGGUGUUGGUGCCAACCCUGGUGAAUGGC
Molecule: messenger RNA, 819 nt
Organism: Gavialis gangeticus (Gharial)
Lineage: Eukaryota; Metazoa; Chordata; Crocodylia; Gavialidae
Product: glutathione S-transferase Mu 3-like
Exons: 8
Coding region: 65-727 (220 amino acids)
Biological process (GO): glutathione metabolic process
Molecular function (GO): glutathione transferase activity
Source: RefSeq, a predicted model, not a curated record